This is a messenger RNA of Melampsora larici-populina 98AG31, 810 nucleotides long. RefSeq lists its product as uncharacterized. Lineage: Eukaryota; Fungi; Basidiomycota; Pucciniomycetes; Pucciniales; Melampsoraceae. The record is from RefSeq and is a predicted model, not a curated record. Bases 1 to 810 code for a protein of 269 amino acids. The transcript has 5 exons.
AUGAUGUUACUUCAAGGAUGGAAACUCGGUAGGAUCAAAGUUACAGGCGUUCAGAAUCAAAGCAAAUGGGACCUCAAAAUUGAAACGACAAACGUUUGCGCUUUCCAAUUACCUUUGAAGGUCUUGUCGAUGAUGUUAGACGGUCAGAUGAGCGCCACAAUUGAUGGUCUAGAGCUAGAUUUGAACCAGUAUACAUCAAGUCGACUAAUCAUGAUGAGAUCUGACGAAAAACGCUGGAAAUCAGUAGAACAGUCUUCCUGGCACAAUUUCUCUCAUGAAAAGCGACUACGUCCACUUACCCAAAUACUAAACUCUACUGGCCCUAUGAGAAUCAUAUACGGGACCCAAAAUAAAGAAUCGCGCUGCCAUCUGCAGUCAGUGGCGAAACCAUUAUUCGAUCAAAGUGAAGACGAUGGAAACCUGAUCAUCAUUGGGAAUACUCUGGAUAACUGUUAUUUUGCACCGCACGUUGACCGCCAAAGCGUUGAAAUCGAAUGGAAGGCUGGAAUUGACAAUCGAGCUUCAUUCAGCGUGGCUGGUCAUGAGUUUGAUAAACCUGGACAAGGUAUUCUUUAUCAAAUCCCACAUCCUCAAGUAUCCAACCCUACCCAACCAUCCGCAACAUAUGACCAGAAGACUGCGAUUGUGAUAUCGGGAACAGACGGUACAGGGAUCGAAUCCGCCCUCAGGUUAUUUCCACUUAGGACAGGACUUAAUUUACCUGACUGGACUGUGGUCGAUGAAACAAAUAGAAAGGAUGGAGGUACCUUGGCUGCAGGUUGUGGUCGAUAUUGGGUAGAUAUGUAUUGA